Messenger RNA from Phyllostomus hastatus (greater spear-nosed bat), 390 nucleotides. Its product is annotated as protein S100-A10-like. The record is from RefSeq and is a predicted model, not a curated record. Gene Ontology annotation, molecular function: transmembrane transporter binding. Lineage: Eukaryota; Metazoa; Chordata; Mammalia; Chiroptera; Phyllostomidae. Gene Ontology annotation, cellular component: cytoplasm.
AUGCCGUCUCAAAUGGAACACAACAUGAAAACCAUGAUGUUUACAUUUCGCUGAUUUACUGGGAAAGGCUACUUAACAACAGAGGACCCAAGAGUACUCAUGGAAAAGGAGUUCCCUGGAUUUUUGGAAAAUCAAAAAGACGACCUGACCACAGACAAAACAAUGAAAGACCUGGACCAAUGCCAAGACGGCCAAGUGGGCUUCCAGAACUUCUUUUCACUAAUUGCUGGGUUCACCAUUGCAUGCAAUGAGUAUAUUGUAGUACGCAUGAAGCAGGAGGGAAAGAAGCAAGCGGCUGACCAGCUACUUCCUCCCAGGCGAAGAGUUUUCCCAAUGGGUUGCUUAAGGAAUCUCUGCCCCACAGCUUACCCCUGUAUAAGGAUUUCAUGA